AGGUGCUUUCGCUGCAAAUUAACAUCAGUUCGCGCAACGCCGCUGGCCUUAUCGAUAGCGGCCAAAAUUUCCCCAGUCUCCAAUCGAUCUCCCAUUCCAUUCACAACCUCCACCCUGGCCAUUACCAACGCUGUCCAGCGCCGAUACCCAACGACUCGAUAUUUCACAUCACUCCGAUAGCCGCCUAAAAUGACGAUUCUCGACGACAAACAGAUCCCUGCGGCAUCCCCCGAGGCCCCCUCGACGACGACGACGGCUGCUUCCUCAGCGGCAUCAGCAGCACCGAGCACGCAGCAGCAACCGCCGCGCGAGCUUCGCAACGAUCCCGCCCGCACCGGUUUCGACCCGCAGACCAAGUGGUGGGUGAACUACUUCAACGUCCUAGCCGGCCGCAUGACCCCCGAGGGCCAGUUCCACUACCGCGAGGCCCGCUACCGCGCCAACGAGGAGCGCGACUGCAAGCGCUGCGAGGAGCACCGCGACUGGCUCCUCGCCUUCUCCCCGACCGUGCGCUUCCUCAACGAUAAGAUCGCCGCUCUCAACGGCAACCUGGACUCGUCCAACAUUCUCUGCAAGCGGUGCCCUGCCCGGCUGACCGAGGACGGCGAGGUCCACCGCCAGUCCGGCGGCUUCAGCCCCGCGCACGGGAUCCUCAUCUGCGCCAACGAGGUGAGGGACCGGAAGCACCUCGAAGACACGCUGUCGCACGAGAUGGUGCACGCGUGGGACCACCUCCGGUGGAAGGUCGAUUGGAUGGGUGACUUGGACCUGAAGCAUGCGGCGUGUACAGAGAUCCGAGCAUCGAUGCUCAGCGGUGAGUGCAGGUGGACGAGGGAGGCCUUUACAAGAGGCAACUGGAGCCUAUCGCAGCAGUUCCAGGACUGCGUGCGGAAGCGCGCCAUCCAAUCCGUCCUCAACCGGCCGAGGUGCAAGGAUGACGUGCAGGCCACCAAGGUGGUGAACCAGGUCUGGGAGUCAUGCUUCAGCGACACGCGGCCCUUUGACGAGGUUUACAGAUGAAGGAACGGCGCCGAGGAGACGAACAGGAUGGUGAUGGUAGAUGGGCUCGGGAGAUGAGCGUGUGCGUGUAUAAUAAUACCC
Colletotrichum navitas is the source of this 1101-nucleotide messenger RNA. Its product is annotated as peptidase M76 family protein. The coding region runs from base 190 to 1020 and encodes 276 amino acids. The record is from RefSeq and is a predicted model, not a curated record. Gene Ontology annotation, biological process: mitochondrial proton-transporting ATP synthase complex assembly; mitochondrial protein processing. Lineage: Eukaryota; Fungi; Ascomycota; Sordariomycetes; Glomerellales; Glomerellaceae. Gene Ontology annotation, molecular function: metalloendopeptidase activity. The transcript is spliced from 3 exons.